Telopea speciosissima is the source of this 1428-nucleotide messenger RNA. Its product is annotated as probable polygalacturonase At3g15720. Gene Ontology annotation, biological process: carbohydrate metabolic process. NCBI's taxonomy places the organism in Eukaryota, Viridiplantae, Streptophyta, Magnoliopsida, Proteales, Proteaceae. Bases 34 to 1428 code for a protein of 464 amino acids. The transcript has 13 exons. The record is from RefSeq and is a predicted model, not a curated record. Gene Ontology annotation, molecular function: polygalacturonase activity.
GCAAGAUUAUAUUGCUCUAUAUUCAUAGAUAGAAUGGAUCGUGUCACCAUCUUCUUGAUCUUCUUAUGCAUUGCCUUACUCAUUUCCAGUAGUAAUGGGUUUGAUGCUACACAACCAAAUUCUUUUGAUGUGAUAACCAAUGGAGCUGUUGGAGACGGCAUAACUGAUGAUUCGGCGGCCUUUUGGAAAACAUGGGAAGCCGUGUGUGGAGCAGAUGGUUCAGACACUCCUACCCUCAUCGUACCUUCUGGGAAGACAUUCUUGUUGAAGCCUGUGGGGUUCUAUGGUCCUUGCAAAGUCCACAACAUCAAUGUUGAGGUUUAUGGGUACAGAGUUGCGCCCGAUUCUAUUUCGGGAUAUGAGGGACACACUAAUGAGUGGCUUUCCUUCAAUUACAUAGAAGGCCUCAACAUCUAUGGAACUGGCCAAAUUGAUGGCCGAGGCAGUGUUUGGUGGUGGCCACAGUCUACUGAGAUGAGCAACCAAGAACGACCCACGGCACUAGUAUUCCAUAGUUGUAAUGGUCUUCAACUAAGUGGACUAAAGCAUUUGAACAGCCCAAGAAACCAUAUCUCCAUUAAUGGCUGCAAUGGAGUAACUAUUUCAUAUGUCAAUAUCAUUGCACCAGAAAACAGCCCAAAUACUGAUGGUAUUGACAUAGCAUCCUCAACCCAAGUUCUAAUCCAUGACUCUUACAUUGGUACAGGUGAUGAUUGUGUGGCCAUUAAUGGUGGCACCUCUUUUAUCAACAUUACCAAGGUUACAUGUGGACCAGGCCAUGGCAUAAGUGUGGGAAGCUUAGGAGCAAAUGGAGCUCAUGAAACAGUGGAAGAAGUCCAUGUGAAAGAUUGUACUUUCAUUGGAACCAUGAAUGGAGCAAGGAUCAAGACAUGGCAGAGUGGAUCUGGAUAUGCAAGGAAGAUCUCUUUCGAGCAAAUUACACUUUCAGCAGUAAACAACCCCAUCGUCAUCGACCAAUAUUACCCUAAUUACUUGCAAGAUGGUUCAGACAUUGAAGUGAGCGACAUCAAAUACAUAGGAGUGCAAGGGACUACAACUGCAGAGAAUGCCAUCACAUUGAAGUGCAGUAAUAGCAUGGGUUGCUACAACAUUGAAAUGACCCAAAUCAAUAUCACAUCAACAGUUCCAGGCAAAGAGACUUACUCUUUAUGCAUUAAUGCCCAUGGAACAGCUACAAAUUGUAAUCCACCUUUAAUAAACAAGGUGGAUGCUAUGAUGUAUGUGCGAGGACUUUCGUCCGAACGAGUACGUGCACACAUGGCGUGGGCUGUAGAGAUCAUACAGUUACGAUCUAACGGACUAGAUUCAAAGAUGGAAGAAUCCAUUUGUUGGGAACAGGAAAUCUGUUUUGCUGUAGGAACAGAUUUCUAUGCUUCUGGCUUUUCUGCUUCUCAAAAGGCUUUCUGA